UGUAUAUCGGGGAGAUAGGCUUAUACACUAAAGCAGAUCUCUUAUCAGUCUAUCAAGAUACAGAUCUCGCUCUAAAGCAGUUGUAUACAUGGCCUGUCAGCAACACCAAUCAAAGAGAAGAGCUGCAAUCACGUGAGAAAUAUAGAUUACAUUUGCUCAAGCAUCGAAACGCAUUACUAUUGUCAAAGUCUACUUUUACAGGUGAAAUUAUUUUUUAUUCAAACGAUAUUGAAAUAUUUAUAAGCUCGUUUUAUGCCACAUUAGGGGAAGAGGAGACUGGGUUUAUUUGGAAAUCGUUGGUAGCUUUUCAGGAAUUACUAAUGGGUCGUGAGUACAUUGACAGAGAACUGAGUUAUGGUAUUUACUUCUACUCAAAGGGGUCUUUUCGUGACAUUAGAAAUUAUGUACUUUUCAUAGAAAGUCAAGAUACUGCAAACACCUGUCUUGAAGCUGCAAGACAAUAUUCAGAUGUUAUUGAUAAAACAUAUGAAGACAGCUUAAAGAUGAUGAAUACCACGCAACUGGAGAUAGAUCGUAUGAGAUCUGAAGUCAGGUUAAACAAAUCCUCGAUACCAGAAGGUUCGGCUAAGUUGGUUCAAAUAUGGAUUUCAGAAAUGAACAUAUAUCGCCAAGUUAUUGAAAAUAUUCAACAGGCACUUACGGUCAAGAUAGACACCGUAUUACAAAAAAGAGCUUACAUUGUAUUUAACGGUCUGGUCACUUCUGUGGUUGUCUUUAUAGUUGUGGCAAUUUUUAGUCCAGUCCUCAUUUACUCUGCCUACUUGCUGACAUCAAGAAUUCAACAAUAUUCUUUUAAAAUAGCUGAAAAAACUCAAGCUUUGAACAGGAAUAAAAAGCAGAGUGACGCUUUAUUGUAUCAACUAUUACCACAACCAGUUGCCGAACAAUUGAAACGAAAUGACUUUGUUAGUGCAGAACAAUUUGUAGACUGUACCAUUCUCUUGAGUGACAUUGUUGGUUUUACAAGUCUAUCCUCCAGAAGUUCUCCGUAUCAGGUCGUGGAAAUGCUGAAUACUCUAUUUUCAUGUUUUGACUGUAGAUUGUCGAAUUAUGACGUGUACAAACUGGAAACAAUAGGAGAUGGAUAUAUGGUCGUUUCCGGUGUUCCAACAACAAAUGGUACAAGACAUGCCUCUGAAAUAGCAAGUUUAGCACUAGACAUUCUACAUCAUACCAAACAAUUGAAGUUGCCCCAGUUUCCUGGAAUGAAUUAUAAGAUCAGAAUUGGCUGUCAUUCAGGUCCAGUGGUGGCCGGAGUAGUAGGAUCUAAGAAUCCGAAAUAUUGUUUAUUUGGAUCGACAGUUCGUGUGGCUGAACUCAUGGAAUCAUCUAGUGAAAGUAAGACUUUAAAAUAUUUUCAAAGGAUAAUGAAAUCUAAUUUGAUUAUUUUAGCUAGCUUGUUUAUGUCAUCAUUUUCUACAUAA
This is a messenger RNA of Mytilus trossulus (common blue mussel), 1445 nucleotides long. RefSeq names its product guanylate cyclase 32E-like. Bases 321 to 1445 code for a protein of 374 amino acids. Gene Ontology annotation, cellular component: plasma membrane. The record is from RefSeq and is a predicted model, not a curated record. Lineage: Eukaryota; Metazoa; Mollusca; Bivalvia; Mytilida; Mytilidae. The transcript is spliced from 4 exons. Gene Ontology annotation, molecular function: adenylate cyclase activity; peptide receptor activity; guanylate cyclase activity. Gene Ontology annotation, biological process: intracellular signal transduction; receptor guanylyl cyclase signaling pathway; cGMP biosynthetic process.